This is a messenger RNA of Plutella xylostella (diamondback moth), 973 nucleotides long. The record is from RefSeq and is a predicted model, not a curated record. NCBI's taxonomy places the organism in Eukaryota, Metazoa, Arthropoda, Insecta, Lepidoptera, Plutellidae.
AGUAGUAAUAUCUUUGACACAAAUAAAACUGUCAAUGUGAAAAAAAUUCAAAUGUCAAAAUACGAUGUGAUGUAUGGAGUGCAAAAUGUUUAUUUGUUAGAAAAAAACUCGUUAGAAAGUAUUAACAAGCCGUAAAACUUGAAGAUAUUACAGUCUAUUAUUCAGAACCUAUUUCCGUUUUUUUACUGUGUUUAAGUUUAACAAGUCACUCUAGAUUAAUCUUAUAAAGUGGUUAGCCUUGAAGUGGAUGUCAUCUAUUACUGCAAAUGAGUGUUGUUUAUUUUACAUUUAGUGGUAUUUGUCGCUUUUUACUAUUAUAUGGCUUUGAUAUUUGACAUAUGUCCCAUUCCGUUCUCUGGGAGGCAUGUUUUACACACGUAUUCGGGAGAAGGGUGCAGGUCUAGCAGUCGUCUGGUGCGUGUGGCUGGCGGUGGCGGGCGCUGGCUCGUCGGUGCCGUGCGACAAGACGCGCCGGGUCUACACCGAGCCCAGCGGCAUCAUCACCGACGGGCCCAGCAACUCCAACUACACACAAGAUUCUCACUGUGAAUGGCUGAUCAAAGCUGCCAACAAGAGUCAGUAUAUAACUCUGAGCUUCAUUCGUAUGGGCACGGAAUGUUCCUAUGACUAUGUGUUUGUUUAUGAUGGAGACUCCUUCGAUGCUCCGCUGUUGGGAAGUUUCAGCGGCAAAACAGAGCCUCAGAAUGUGACUGCAUCUAGUGGGUUUAUGUUAAUACUACUAUACAGUGAUACUAACUAUGUGCUGGAUGGAUUCCGAGCGUCAUAUGCCAUCCACAACUGCCCCAACAACUGCUCAGGGCGGGGGCUGUGCUUGUCCAACAAGUGCUUCUGCGUGGGCAAGUGGGGCAGCCCCGACUGCAGUGUGGAGCUGUGUCCCAGCUCCUGCUCCAACAAUGGACAGUGCAAGGGCGACCGCUGCUUGUGCAAGUCAGGGUAAGCACACUUAUUCUUA